ACGUGAAAAGAGGCUGCGCGUCCUUGGGACUUGGUGAUCUCUAAAUUGGCAAAAUUGCAAAAUAGAGACCUCUUUCCAGGAUCCUUCCAAAAAGAGCCAUGGAUUAUAUAGGAAGACAUACUUUUAUUUAUAUUGCGCUCAGCGUUUUGAUAGUUGGCAGCUCCAGCCAUGCUCUACUGGACAAGUCCCUGGAGGAGAGCUUCAUGUUUCCCUAUCACUUGAGUCCUGAGGACGAGAGCCAAACUACCUCUUGUGAUUUUGAAUCGCCUUGCUCCUGGACCUUCUCCAAUCACAGCAUCAGAAAUGACUGGAGGGUAAUGUCACCACAGCAACACAGAUCAAGCACACAGGCCAUGAAGCCGGUCAGCGACCAUUCGGAGGGGAGCUCUGACGGUCACUUCCUGCUUUUGAGUCCCUCCUCUUCCUCCAGGGCGUCUAGGAAGUGUGAAUACUAUAUCACUAGUCCAGUGGUCUACAGUAGUGGCCCACUAUGCCAUCUGCAGCUGGCCCGCUUUGAGUCGGGGCUCACCGCUGGAAAUCUCUCAGUCUUAGUGAAACCAGUCAACUCAGCAUCUGUCAUCAGCACGUCAGCUCUCAGUGGCAGAGCCCAAGAUGGCACCAGGAAUAGGGCCCAGUGGGAGGUGCUGGAGGCGGUGAUUGGAGAGGUGGAUGAGCCCUUCCAGGUGACCCUACUCUACUCCACCUGCCUGGGGAAGGAUAGGGGUGCUCUGGCCCUCGACUCCCUGGACCUCAUAGACUGUGACAUGGGUCACCAUGACUUAGAGCUGGGCACAGACUGUGACGAGAGCACGUCUAUCCACUGUGACCUGGGAGGCUGCAUUGACAAGACUAGUGUGUGUGACUUCCACAGUGACUGCCCCCUAGGGGAGGAUGAGGGAUUUAUCUGUGACUCUCUGCCCUAUGGAGCCCACUGUUCCUUUGAGCCUGGGUCUUGUGGCUGGUCAACGUCCAAUGAGCUGUCCUCUUGGAGGAGGGUCAGUGGGGAGGAACUGGGAGACAGUGAAGACAUGCUGGGGACAGCGCUGCAAAAUACACAAGGGCACUUCCUGUUCCUGGCCGUGAGAAGGAAUAGUUCCAGUCAUGAGGUGUCUGUCCGGAGUCACUCCUUCCCCCAACCGGUCUCUACCACAGCCUGUCAGUUGCAUUUCUCCCUGUAUCUCUAUGGGGAGUUUAAUGGCACCGUGCUGCUGUCACUAGAGGAAAACAGUACUACCACAUCCCCGUUGGUGUGGGAGAGGUCUGGACAGUGGAAAGACAACUGGCAGGACAUCUCUCUACAGCUACCUGCCCUCCUCAAUGGGUUCCACCUCAAGGUGAAGGCUCUGUGGGGACCAGGCUCCAAUGCUGACAUCGCCCUAGAUGACAUCGCCCUGGGGGCAGCAUGCUUUGACACAGAUCUCAACUCCCUGCUGCUCGGACACAGAUUGUUCAAUGAAAUGGACUCCAUCAGUGAGCUAGAUUUCCUCAGCCCCCUCCCAGAGCCCUCUGCCUCAGAGGUGUCCCUGAUGACCUGGUGGUUUACAUCCUGUGGGGCCAGUGGCCCCAGAGGCCCCACCCAGGCCCAGUGUGACAGCGCGUACCGCAACACCAACGUCAGUGUCACUGUGAGUAAGGACGGCCCGUUCAAAGGAGUGCAGAUCUGGAGGGUACCAGCCACCAACAGAUACAUGAUCUCAGCCUAUGGAGCCGCAGGUGGCAAAGGAGCAAAGAACCACAACAAGCGCUCCCACGGGGUCUUCAUCUCAGCCAUCUUCACUCUUGAGAAGGGAGACAUCCUGUAUAUACUGGUGGGACAUCAGGGGGAGGAUGCCUGUCCAGGAAGAAAUCCCCUGACACAGAAGAUCUGCCUGGGGGAAUCCUCGGUGAUAGAAGAUGAGUUCACUGGUGAAGAGUGGGCAGGAGGAGGAGGGGGAGGCGGAGGAGCCACCUAUAUCUACAAGAUGGAGGGUGGGGUGCUGGUGCCUCUACUGAUAGCGGCUGGUGGUGGAGGGAAGGCCUACCUAGAGGACCCAGAGAGCAGCCUGGACCAGAUUCCUCUGGAGCAGUAUGAGAACGACACAGUGGCCUCCAGCUCCAAUGGCAAGACUGGAGCAGCAGGGGGAGGUGGAGGCUGGAAGGACUCGUCCAGCCAGCUGUGGGCUGGGAAGUCUCUCCUGGAGGGGGCCGAGGGGGGUUCUUCCUGCCCCCAAGCCUUAUCCAAACUGUCCUGGGCCACCUUCGGGGGGUUCGGAGGGGGAGGGGGAGCCUGCACUGCUGGAGGAGGAGGAGGUGGAUACAGAGGUGGCGAUGCAGCACUGACUGAUGAUAUCACAGCGGGCGGUCAGGAUGGCAUCUCCUUUGUUAAUCCCAUGGGGGAGAUAUUUCUCCAGCCGCUGGCAGCCAUGGAGAGCCAUGGAGAAUGUGAGAUCAAGGUGCAGCUCAACUGCAGUCACUGCCAGACCCAGAGCUGCAAACGGGACGAGGACACUCAACUCAUCAUCUGCCUCUGUCACAACGAGGAGGUGCUAGCCAGUGACAACGUCACCUGCACAGCAGCCCCUCAGGGCCUCGCUCCAGAAGGCCAGCUGUCCUUGUCCCUCAUCCUGGCCGUGGUGGCAUCCACCGUGGUGACGGUCAUCAUCCUGACCUGCGCCAGCCUCACCCUCAUAUACUACCGUAAGAAGAACCAGCUGCACGCGGUCAGGCUGCGUCUCCAGAGCCCAGAGUACAAGCUGAGUAAGAUCCGGUCAUCCACCAUCAUGACAGACUACAACCCAAACUACUGCUUCGCUGGCAAGGCUGCUUCGCUGAGUGAGCUGAAUGAAGUACCACGCAAGAACAUCACCCUCUUCAGGGCAUUGGGCCAUGGAGCGUUUGGGGAGGUGUAUGAAGGCCAGGUUCUGGGGAUGAAUGGAGAGAACACAGUCAUGCAAGUGGCUAUAAAGACUCUUCCGGAGAUCUGCUCCGAACAGGACGAGAUGGAUUUCCUGAUGGAGGCCCUGAUUAUGAGUAAGUUCAGUCACCAGAACAUAGUGCGCUGCAUCGGGGUGAGUCUGCAGAUCCUGCCCCGCUGCAUCCUCCUGGAGCUGAUGACUGGAGGAGAUAUGAAGAGCUUCCUGAGACAGAACCGACCCAAAACGAGUCAGAGCUCCUCCCUCACCAUGCUGGAGCUGUUACACAUGGCCAGAGACAUCGCCUUCGGCUGUCGCUACCUGGAGGAGAACCACUUCAUCCACAGAGAUAUAGCUGCCAGGAAUUGUUUGCUGACCUGCCCUGGACCAGACCGAGUGGCUAAGAUAGGAGACUUUGGAAUGGCGCGUGAUAUAUACAGGGCCAGCUACUACAGAAAGGGUGGCCGUGCCAUGCUGCCCGUCAAGUGGAUGCCCCCAGAGGCCUUCAUGGAGGGCAUAUUCACCUGCAAGACUGACACCUGGUCGUUUGGAGUACUGCUCUGGGAGAUUUUCUCUCUAGGCUACAUGCCAUAUCCCUGCAAAACCAACCAGGAGGUUCUGGAGUUUGUGACGAGUGGGGGGAGGAUGGACCCCCCUAAGAGCUGUCCCGGGCCUGUGUACAGGAUCAUGACUCAGUGCUGGCAGCACUGCCCUGAACACAGACCCAAUUUCUCCACCAUUCUGGAGAGGAUCAACUACUGCACUCAGGACCCUGAUGUGAUCAACACGCCCCUGCCUGUGGAGUACGGUCCCACAGUGGAGGAGGAGUUAAGCACUGUGAUCCGCCCUGAAACCCCAGGCAGUCUGACCCCUCUGCUGGUGGCCCACUCUGCCUCCCAGGAGGUCUCUCCCCAGAUCACGUCGCUGCCCCAGCCCCACAAGCCCCAUCUGCUGCUGCAGAGGCCCCAGCAGCUGCCUCAGGAGGUGGCCUCCUACCGCGAGGCCCUGAAGCCCUGCUGGGCUGAGCCUGUCCCUGCUCCGGGUCCAGGGAUCUGCCCUGGUGCCUGGCUUCACCCCGAGCCCCUCAACCGGCCCUGCUCCAGGGACAGCUCCUUCUCAGGCAGCCAGAAGCUAAAAAACAAGACCAAGAACCUGUGGAACCCAACCUAUGGCUCCUGGGUGCUGGAGAGCUUUGGUCGGGGGAAGACAGCCCUAUCUCAUACCAAGUCCAUGCCCCUGUCCAGCAGCUCCUCUGCCCCCCAGGCAGCCACCCCUACCUCUGAGUGCAACCAGUCUGGGUGCGAUGGCAGCAGUGACCUCCAUGCCCCCAGUAGUCUGUGCUCCUCGUCCUGCCAGGCCCUCUCCACUUCCCAGCCCCAGAAGGCCCAAGCAGGGGGAGCCAGUGGGGGCCAGACCCUGGGCAUGGACCUGGCUAAGCUGCAGAGCUUCCCCUGUGGCAAUGUCAACUAUGCCUACGAUGAGCAGAGCUAUGAGGCAGAGAGCCUGCCCCUGGUGGUGCCCAAAGGCCCAAAGCCCUGCCCCAGCACCAGUGCCAGCACCAGCUGUGCCCCCAGCACCUCUUUCUCCUCGUCCUUCUCCUCCUGCUCAGGGGCAGGCCUGGGUGUGGCCUCCUCCUGUAUGCCCAAACUGCUACUGAAGCGCCAUGCCAGCUAUGGACACGAGGAUGUGAGGAGACACACCAAGCCUGAGAAACCCACCCGGGACAGAGACUCAGGCUUCUCUCUGUCUGAGGACCUCAGCGUCACCCCUGUCUAACCCUGGCCCCUGGGUGAGCGGAGCAGAACACUGGAACAGACCCCACACCUCACUGGCAAUGCACAGGAACACACUAUUGGAGAUGGCAGACAUUUUCACCAAAUCAUUUUCACUCCCUUUUUGUCGAUUCAUUGUUUUGUUUUAUAAAGUUUUGGUACUACUGAUGAUGCGUUGUAGUUAGUAUAGAUGGUGUGAGAAUUAAAUGAAAGCCCACAGUAGCAAGAAAACACAACAGCUUAAAUAUAGAAGGAGAUGCUGCUUUGCCUGGAGACAGGUAGCAUGUUCUCUUCCUGAGGUGGAAUAUGACACAACCCAAGAAGGCCGUCAGUGGCACAGAAGCACACCCAAGCCUCAGAGGAUUUCUAGGCCCUAGCUGGAUUCAUCUGCAUCCAUUCAAAUGUGCAGCGUCUCCUCUGGUUCAGGGCUCUUUUGUUAAUCCAUUCCUUUCUUCUCUGUUUAUAACAUUACCUUGUUAGGUUUACACUGGAAUUAAUGACUGGGAUUGACUGCUAAAUCAAUACUGUGAAAACAGAUAGGAAGCUCUGGUUGCCUAUGCAGGUGAUGGUAAGGCAGAAAGGAGAAUUUCAGUAUGACUAGACCAGAGAGAGUGUAUGAACUUGUGAUAACAAUUAUAAUGACUUGUGCUGUCUACUGUUCCCUAUCUGGCUCAUAAGCAAAAGUGAAUCUCUUGUUUAGAAUUGUCAUAGUUAUUUUGUAGAUAGCAUUUACAUUUUAUUAAUACUGUAGUCUGUUUUACUGUAUUAUAGGCAUUGACUACUAAUACUUCACCCUCUCUACAUGCAUUUAAUCUUAUGGUGACUGUUCUCACUCUUUACUGAAGAGUGUUUUAGAGACACCAAGAGCAGGGAAUGUGGUAGUAGGAGCUCCUCUGUAAUUUGUCCAUCUUGUUCCAACACGGAAAAUGUUAAUACUACUGACUUUCACCUUGGCUACACCAAUAUAUUAAAUACUAUUAUUUCACAUUGGAAUUCCUAUGUAAACUGGACUAACUCAUUCAAUUUGUAGCAGUUAUACUUCAUUUAUAACUUCAUUUAUAACGUGUUUUUGUAUAUGUUUAUGUGUCUUGUAGUUGAUCACUGCCAUUGGGUCUGCAAGAGCACUAGUGUUUGUGAUCUAAUACUCUACACUACCUCUUAUACUCAGCAGGGGGCAGCACUCUCAUGCAAUACCAAAUAGUUUGUAUUUGUAUUUCACUAGAGGGCUUGCUUGCUAUUUAUGACACAAUAACAUUUAUUAUUGUUAUGAGUUGUUGUUAAAGCAGUAAGGUUGCUGAUAUACAUGUUAGCUUAUUACACUGAAAUAAAGUUUACUGGUUGCAAUAAUGUUAGGUUACGAUAAUGUUAUAUGGUUCCAUUAUGCACUUUGUAGCCACCUCAAAGUCUGACGAUAUUUGUGAAUGGAGCCUAAAGGUAGAAAAGUCUUGUCAUGCUCUUGACAACAUCACUAUUACUCAUGAUUUGUAAAUCUGCUGAGACCUUGAGGGAUUGUGUUUAUUUUAGGAUCCAUGGGAGCCUAUAUACAGUUGAAGUCGGAAGUUUACAUACACCUUAGCCAAAUACAUUUAAACUCAGUUUUUCACAA
Molecule: messenger RNA, 6269 nt
Organism: Coregonus clupeaformis (lake whitefish)
Lineage: Eukaryota; Metazoa; Chordata; Actinopteri; Salmoniformes; Salmonidae
Product: leukocyte tyrosine kinase receptor-like
Exons: 29
Coding region: 99-4667 (1522 amino acids)
Biological process (GO): protein phosphorylation; positive regulation of kinase activity; regulation of cell population proliferation
Cellular component (GO): membrane; signaling receptor complex
Molecular function (GO): transmembrane receptor protein tyrosine kinase activity; protein binding; ATP binding
Source: RefSeq, a predicted model, not a curated record